Molecule: messenger RNA, 1398 nt
Organism: Menidia menidia (Atlantic silverside)
Lineage: Eukaryota; Metazoa; Chordata; Actinopteri; Atheriniformes; Atherinopsidae
Source: the annotation of a GenBank genome assembly
AUGGUGCGUUGUGCUGUUGGUGUUAUUUUAGCCCUGAGACAAGCUCGCAGAGACAGGCAGCUGGUGAGCAAGAGACUUCUUCUGAAUGAAGAUGAGGAGCAGCCAGAGGAAACUAUGGACACAACCUCAAGGGAACAGGAUGUGGUCAGUUUAUUCCACAAACUUCAGCACGGUGGAGUGGAGAAGGAAGCCCACUUGAAAGUCUUGAGCAAAUCCCUGCGGGACCCAGCGGCGCAGCUCACCUUCAUAAAGCAGGAAAACAGUAUGCACCUGCUGGUCGGCCUUCUCACCGGCUCUAACGCCCAGUGCCGUCUCCUGGCCGUUCGCUGUCUUCACGAGCUGUCUCACUCGCCCCACAGCAGCGUGGCAUCAGCCUGUCUCCCUGCCACGCCCUACCUGCUCACUUACCUGUCAGGCCAGAGCACCAAGUUCACAGAGCUGUGUCUCUACACAUUAGGUAAUAUAUGUCCAGACAGCGAGGGUGUGAGAGAGAAAGUCCUGGCUCAGGGAAUUGUACCAGCUCUGGCCAACUGCAUAGAGAACCAGAGACAUAACCUGGCAGUGGUGGAGGCUGUGGGCUUCACCCUCUCUCAGCUUCUGCAGACCAAAGCUGCUGCAGAGAAAAUAGUGCCCUCUCAAGUGGGUGACAUUCACCUAGUGGUUGCCCUGUGUGCGCUGAUCCAGGCCUACCUGCACACCCAGCCGGCCUUGGCCAGAGAGACGGCCUGGGUCCUCAACAACCUCACAGAAUUCUGCUCUGCUCUCUUAUCUCUCAACUUGCUGCCCGGUCUGAUCCAGCUUCUGCCUUUCUCCCAAGGUAUUAACACAAUGGGCCUCAGGAUUUUAGCAAAUAUUGCCCACAAAAAAAAGGAGUUCUGCGUGCUGUUGGCUCAGUCUGGGUUGCUGUCUGCUCUCAGUGACACACUGAAAAUGGCCGAUCAGGAAAUGGUGACCCUCAGUCUGGAUGUCCUGUUCAUGAUGGUAGUUAGCAGUCCGCAGAUCGUCAUGCUGAUGUCCGGCUGUGCUGAGCUGAUGAUGGGGUUUAUACUGGCUGGUGUCUCUGAGUGGACGUCUUACAAAAUCUAUAUCCCCUUCUGGCAGGGAGCUCUGGUGACUGUGUGUCUGGCCAUGUAUGUGGUCACCCUCUUGGGAGUGUUAGUCUCCUUUGGCUACAGGGGAUAUUGCUUCGGAUGGCUUAGUUACAGGUACCAUGGUAGCUCUCGCUUCCACAUUGGACAGACUCUUGGUGUUGAGAUCGUAUUGUUAUUUUUCUCAAUAUGCGUGUCAGCAAUCCUCAUCUUCUUGAUUGUUGUUGCACGUUUCGCCCUGAAAUCCACACGCACUCAGGUCAUUGUUCAUCACAUUCCCUUACCCCGGAAUGGCACGCCAGCAGACUGA